GAAAUGCAAAGAGAAACCGGAGUGCCAAUGUGAAAGAAAUCCAAAGAGAAACCCGAAGUGCCAAUGUGAAAGAAAUCCGAAGAGAAACCCGAAGUGCCAGUGUGAAAGGAAUUUCAAGAGAAAUUCAACGUGGCAAUAUGAAAGAUAUCCCAAGUAAAUCUCAAGGUGACAAUGUGAAAGAAAUCCCAAGAGAAACUCAAGGUGGCAGUGUGACAAAAGACCCUGAAGUAAGGCAAGGUGAUACCAAGAUGAAUAAAAGAGGAAGAAAAGUGAAGUCAGACAGCACUCCGCGCACUAAAUCUGCCCAAGCCAAACGGAAAAGAAGCUUUGAUCCCAUUAACUACCAGAAUAAUCUGCAGAUGCAACGCUAUAGAACUUUCCUCGUGUAUUUGAAGGGUGCGCUGUCUUUUUUGUCAUCAUCUAAUUUUGCUCUGAAUUUGAGAUGUCCAAUGCACAAGGAAUUUGGAGAGGAAAACCAGAAAAUGCUGUGUCAAUCAUGUGGCUGGCCCAAGAAUAUAUUAUUAGCCUUUUCCGAUUAUGAUAUUCAACUUGCAAUGCUACAAAGUUGUCAAGAUUCUGUAUUGAAGAUGCAGGAUUUAGUUAUAGCCCCAUUUAAUAUGGGAGUUGGUGAUUUGAUAUUUUGGAUGUGUAAUAAUGAUGGCAGUAGUCAACCAAAUAAGACAGGUGUACAGAUGGGGAUGCAAGUAAAUCCUCUCAUGAUGGCUCAUCCUGCACAAGAAGAAGAUAUGGAAGAAGAUGAAGAUAUGGGAAUUGCUGAAACCUAUGCAGACUACAUGCCCUCAAAGUUGAAAAUUGGUAUCAAGCAUCCUGACCAGGUAGUAGAAACUGCCUCCAUGUCAUCAGUAGAACCACCUGAUGUUUGGUACGAAAUGAACAUUCCUGAUGACUCAAUCAACUCGGGAAAAUUGUCUGCUCUCCAGUUAGAAAGCAUAACCUACGCUUCACAACAGCACGAACAUUUUCUUCCCGAUGGGUCAAGAGCUGGGUUUCUUAUUGGUGAUGGUGCUGGUGUAGGUAAAGGCCGAACAAUAGCCGGCAUAAUUUAUGAAAACUAUCUCAAGGGUAGGAAGAAAUCCAUAUGGGUGUCAGUGUCUAAUGAUCUGAAAUACGACGCUGAACGAGAUUUGAAAGACAUUGGUUCUGGACACAUACAUGUGAAUUUUCUUAGUAAAAUGAAAUAUGGUAAGAUAAAUUCCGAUCUAAAUGGAAAUGUGAAGAAAGGCGUUCUGUUUUCGACGUAUUCAGCUCUGAUUGGAGAGUCGUCCAGUGGGCAAGGCAAAUACAAGACACGGUUAAAGCAGAUCUUGAACUGGUGUGGUGAUGACUUCGAUGGUUGUAUUGUGUUUGAUGAGUGUCACCGUGCCAAAAAUCUCUGUCCUGUUGGGUCUGGAAAACCAACAAAAACUGGUACAACAGUUUUAGAGUUACAGAACAAGUUACCAAAGGCCAGAGUUGUGUAUGCCUCUGCCACUGGAGCAUCUGAGCCAAAGAAUAUGGCAUAUAUGGUCCGUUUAGGAAUUUGGGGGAAAGGCACCCCUUUCCCAGAAUUCACAGACUUCAUCAGUGCAGUCGAAAAAAGGGGUGUUGGUGCUAUGGAGAUUGUGGCUAUGGAUAUGAAGCUUCGAGGAAUGUACAUAGCGCGACAGUUGAGUUUCCAUGGCGUAGGCUUCAGAAUAGAAGAAGUUCCUCUGGAUGAAGACGUUAAACACAUGUAUGAUGAGUCAGUGAAAUUGUGGGUGACAGCAAGACAGAGGUUUCAGGAGGCAUCAGAACUUAUCAAUGCUGAGAAAGGCAUGAAGAAAUCAAUGUGGGGACAGUUUUGGUCUUCACAUCAGCGGUUUUUCAAAUAUUUAUGUAUAGCAUCAAAGGUUGAUCAUGCUGUACGAUUGGCACGUGAGGCUGUAAAAACAAACAGAUGUGUUGUGAUAGGUCUUCAGUCGACAGGUGAAGCUCGUACACUGGAACAGCUAGAGAAAGAUGAUGGUGAAUUGUCAGACUUCGUCUCCACAGCAAAAGGUGUGUUUGAGUCCCUAGUUGAGAAACACUUCCCAGCCCCAGAUCGAAAUAGGAUUAACAAAAUUUUAGGUAUAUCUGAGACCAGUAAAGAAUUCAAAGAUAUCAUCGAUGAAGUCACGGGAAAGACGUCUAAACGAAAGCCAGUUCGACAAGCCGCUCAGAGAGCUGCAAAGAGAAGAUACAAGGAAAUGUAUUCAGAUAAUGAGGACAAUUCGGAUUUUGAAGUGUCAGGUGAAAGUGGUCAGGAAGAUGAUGAUGAAGAUGCAUAUUCAUCAGAAGCUUCUUCAGAUUUCUCAGGAAUUAGUGAUUUUGAUGAUGAAGAUACUUGGGGCCGUCCAAAAAAACGUGGCAAAGCCAAAAACCACAAGCAGAAGAACAGGAAAGCGUCGACAAGAGAAUGGCGAAAAACCCCUCCCCCACCCAAGGAUCAUGUUGAGAAAGCAAAUAAGUAUAAAACUGAGCUCUUGAAAUCAAUCGACAACUUGGGACGUAAGCUGCCACCUAACACCUUAGAUCAGUUGAUAGAUGAGCUUGGGGGUCCUGAAAAUGUUGCUGAAAUGACAGGAAGAAAAGGAAGGGUGGUACAAGGUGAUGACGGUCAAGUUCAGUAUGAAUCGCGUUCAGAAGUAGACGUUUCCCUAGAAAUUUUAAAUAUUAAAGAAAAGGAAAGAUUUAUGAAUUCAGAAAAAGACAUAGCCAUUAUAUCUGAAGCUGCCAGUUCAGGUAUUUCACUGCAAAGUGAUCGCAGAGUUAAAAACCAGAGGAGAAGAGUACAUAUCACCCUUGAGUUACCAUGGUCUGCAGAUAGGGCUAUCCAGCAGUUUGGUCGAACUCACAGAAGUAAUCAGGUUAAUGCACCUGAGUAUGUAUUCCUAAUUUCGGAAUUGGCUGGAGAGAGGCGGUUUGCUUCUAUCGUUGCAAAAAGAUUAGAAAGCUUGGGUGCACUGACCCAUGGUGACAGAAGAGCAACAGAAUCUCGUGAUCUUUCUUCGUUUAACAUAGAUAACAAAUAUGGUCGCAUGGCCAUGGAAUCAACCAUGAAGACCAUGAUGGGCUAUGAACAUCCUAUAGUACCUCCACCGGAAGAUUACAAAGGAGAUUUCUUCUCAGACAUCCAGAAUGCCUUAGUUGGUGUUGGAAUCAUUACCAAAGAAGAUAACAUUUAUCAGUUAGAUAAGGACUACAAUAAUAUGAGUAAAUUCCUCAAUAGAAUAUUAGGUAUGCCUGUUGAACCAAAUAGAUUGUUCCAGUAUUUUACUGAUACAUUAGCAGCUAUAAUAAGCCAAGCAAAGAGAACUGAAUAUGAUAUGGGAAUUUUAGAUUUAGGCAUUGGUGGAGAAGGCUGCAAGAAGACAAACAAAACUAAAACGUGGGUCGGAAAGCACGCAACUGGAACAGCCAAGACAGAAAUUCACACAGUCCUCGUUGAGAGAGGUCUCUCUUGGGCAGAGAUUCAAGAGAAGUGGGCUGAACUUACUGGAGAUUUAGAAGGAUUUAUAUAUCACAUCAGUACAGGAAUGCAGAUGAAGCAGGAAUCGUAUUCAGAUUUAAAGAAAAAGUACAAGAAAGUAACACCUGAUGAAGCUCAAGAGCAUUGGGAAGAGCAGUAUAAAGCUUCUAGUCACACUUGUUCUCAUGCUUAUUGGUAUGUUGAGGACCUGGUUCAGUCUGAAUGCGAUAUUACUGAGGUAGAGUAG
Macrobrachium nipponense is the source of this 3734-nucleotide messenger RNA. RefSeq names its product protein strawberry notch-like. Gene Ontology annotation, cellular component: nucleus. Gene Ontology annotation, biological process: regulation of DNA-templated transcription. The record is from RefSeq and is a predicted model, not a curated record. NCBI's taxonomy places the organism in Eukaryota, Metazoa, Arthropoda, Malacostraca, Decapoda, Palaemonidae. Gene Ontology annotation, molecular function: chromatin DNA binding; histone binding.